AUGUUCACUCACAAUCGUAUAUCAACACUGCUUUCGGCUUCAGUUCCAGAAUAUGAAAUAACCGAGCCAUAUCAGUCCAACAAACACGGCGAUUUCGUGUCCCACACGCUCCACCGGCGGCACACGCGUGACGUGCAUGACGAGGAUGCGUGGCACUACAGAAUGGACGCGUUUGGAAAGAAAAUGCAUCUGAAACUGAAACAAAACACGCAACUGGCAAAACCAGGCCUCUCCCUGGAAACGAGGGACGAAAACGGUGACAUCACUUGGUCCCCUGUUAAAACUGAUUCAUUCUACCAUGGAAAAGAGGCCUCGGAUCCAGACUCUUUUGUUGCUCUAAGCAACGAUAAGGGACUGGUAAGUUGUCAUGUCGACAAAUAGACAAAAUAUCUGUUGUUGAUAUCUUCACUUGCGGAAUAAAAGUGGGGGAUUUUAUAAUGCGUCAAAAAUUCGCCAUUUUAGAUACGAGAAGGAAUCUAAAAUGGAUCUAGUUAACUUUCGGAAAGACCUGUGGCCAAUAGCUGACCAGUGAGUCACCAGUAACGAUUCCAAACUAUCUUUACGAAAGUUAAGUUUGCUCAAUUACCUUCUCGCUUCUAAUAUGGCGAGACUUUGAUUCUCGUGAUAUGAAAAAAGACCUGUUAACGUUUAAACAGUAAUUUGGCCCGAAGGAAUGUGACAGGAAGAAUUUUAAAAGCAACAUCAAUAGGUAGUAAAUCAAAUAGAAAAUUGAAAAGAAAAUAUUUAAGCAAUAUUUCUCAUCAAACAUUAAAGCAUUGCUUAAGCUUUUAAGAAAUCGUUUACAUUUUGCAAACUUUGGGGGCUUUUCCUUUUUUGAUGGCUAACCACUGAUUUUCACGUAGUGUAUGCAUUGAUUGAACUUGCGGGUAACUUCUGGGUAGCUAUCUAAAUAUAAGUAUUUCUAACGUAAUUUUGCCAAAUAAUAUUUGUUUUAAACUUAUUUUUCGCAGACUGGUAUGAUAAAGCUGUCACGUGACACCUUGUUUGUUCAUCCUCUUCCUGAUCACCUGGCUAAACACGUGACUAGAGGAAGUGGAGGAGCUAAAAGUCAUCUCGUGUACAGGAAGUCGAAACUAUCAUCUCAAUGCCACACUAAAGUAGGUAAGAGGAAGGGACUAAGUUACAACUUCAUCAAAAAUGUUUUGAGACACUUACGCAUAUUUACCGUGAAUGUUGCGACCAGAUCCUGGUAAAUGGUUCAAAAUAAAUAUCUAAUUGUUGAAUACUCCCCACAAUUUUUGAUGUAAGUUUGAUCUCGACGUUGUUUAUCAAAACUCUCACAAGAAUCUGGGAAUUUUGGUUCAGUUUGAUCUUAAGUUGUAGGUGCUACUCAGAAAUUUAGUUUAACAAACCCAUUUCCUUUUCAGGUUUGGCUUCAAGUAUUGAUAAGGUGGCAAAGAAGAACAAGAUCGAAGGCGCUACAAAUGCUGAUGCCGCUGUACAAAAGUAUUUACAAGCAGCUCUUGUGUUGGAUGAACACGUGGCAGCUGCUCACGGGAAUGACACCACAGACUACAUGCUAGUUUUAGCCAACAUAGUAAGUAAUGGUUUGGCCAAUGAACAAGAUCUCCAGGGAAUGAUAGGACGAAGGGAGGCCAAAAAAAGACGAGGAGGAGAUUUCCGAUUUCCCCGGCUCACCCAUGGUAGUUGUUGUUGUUGAUGUUGUUAUUGUUGUUUGUUUAUUUUUUAAUUCCCAAAACGAAGAGGAUGGGACGUGGGUAAGCAGCACCUGUUAUUAAGGGGCAUCACUUCAUUUUAUUUUAUUUUCCCGUUGCGAAACGUAUAAUGGCCACUUGUUUGGUUGCUUGAAACAUGUUUUUAUAGCUAGCUCAUGUGCUAAUAUUGUUUUUUUGUUUGUUUGUUUCUCAGGUUGCUGGAACAUUCCACGAUAAUUCCAUCGGACACAUAAAAAUGAAUUACGUUGUUAGCCGGCUUGUUGUCAUAACCAACAAAGAGGUGUUUUUUUUUUCCGCAGACUAAUCUCUACUACUUCUACUACUUCACAGAGGCGCUUACGCGCUCGAGAAUCGGGAUGCACGACGUCACACAAUCCGGCCAGGCACAUGCGCACAGGAGGCCUAGCAUUCUGACAUACUUAACUAAAAUAUUUUAAAAAUAAAAAUAGUAGAAUUCAGUUUACGGCUUGAGCGAGACAAUGAAGGAAUGGUGGGAGAUAUGCCAGGUCAAGAUGGCAUAAUAUUGCCCUUCCCCCUUUUUAGGGGAGUUCGUCUCGGGAAAUAGACUCAAGACCGAUCUUGCCCGCUAUGGGUAACUAAUCGGAGCACCUAGGAUUAAUUUAUUAAGACUUUUAGAAAUGUAAUUUCAAAGUUUACCUUUUGUUUUCAGACUCUAAAGCAACGGCUACACAUGUAAAUUACAUUUGCAAAAGUUUUAGAAAGUAGUCCCUGAUUUGCAUGCCUAAUUUUGCCCGCUCUCGAAGCCAUACAAAAGUUUGUUGAAAAAAUAAUGAUACGGUUUGAUUGAAGACCUGCCUUCAUCAGUGCUGUUUUUCUUCUCUUUCCUUUAGCUAAACGUUUAUAGGAACUCAUCUAGCGGGCGAAGACUGGACAUGAUCGCCGCGUGGGCGGCCAAACACAAGUCAGAUAGCAAAAGCGAUCCAAUGUACUUUGACGUCAUCUCUCUGGUUCAUGAGUAAGUUAUGAUCAAAUUGUUUCAGCAAGAUAAAAGGUCUAAGAAUUCUUUUCAAAGAUAUUAAAGAAAACAUUUGCUUUAAAAGCUCGCAUUGGAGAGAUCUACUGUUAGCAAUACUAGGGUAACGGCUAUGUUUUAUAAUCAAUGUCAUCAUUUCAAAAAAAUUAACAUCCUUAGGCUAAAAGAGAAUUAUGCUUGUUAGCUUUUAAUCAUUUGGCAACUUCCCUUUCGCGUAAUUAAUCACUAUUUUCACUGUAAGUCACCAUCUUGGUUUGAGAAAAGAAAAAAAAUAGCACUAGCUAUCAAAGGCCAAGACCAUUUCAGCGGGGGGUGCAGCCCGCGAGGGUGUGUCAGUAUGUAUUUGCAGUAAAACUAGGAUCUACCUGAGAAAAGGUCUGGAAAGAAAAUUCAAAAGGAAUUGAAGCUGAUUAACUGUAAAAACUGCUGAUUAGUUCUUAGCGCCCUAACGGAAACACAUUAAUAUAUAUUUUCUGUUUUACCAGAUCUUGUUGUGGUGGAGGUAUGUACGUGUUCAUUAAUCAUAUUUCCUUAACAUACUUGCAUUAAAAUGCUUUCUUGUUUUGGCAUAUCAAUCCUCAAUAAGGGCCCAAAUCAUGCUUUGUAUCCCUCAAAUGCCAAAUACAUGUAUGCCGGGUGUGAUUUCUUCACCAGGACAGGAGAGGGAUUUCCUCUUAUGACUAGUGCUAGCUGGGGGCUAUCAAUAGUGUCAAGAAUAUUUGAAACAAAAAUGCAAAGUUCUGCAGCAGAGUUCAGUUGUCCUCUUUGUUCUUUCAGGAAAGGUUUCUUUUGACAUUCAACUCCCAGAAUCUCUUGUGCUCAGUAUACUGUAUAAUCCCGUUAAUUAUUUACAAUAACCUGUAUCCCUUUAAUUUUUUUUCGUAAAAAAACCUCGUGUGUGGAUGCAUUCCUAGGGCUAGCUAUUCUGGGUGGUGUCUGCUCGCGUAGAAUCAACAGUAAUGUGAACGGAGAUACGGGUCUACAGACCGCCAGCACUAUCUCACAUGAGACUGCUCACAAGUAAGAAUCUUAAUUACCAGCUGUCUUUUAUUUAUAAUUCAGUACUUUCAUUGUCAGGUAUUAAAUCAAUUGUGGUCUUUAGUACCAGCUGUUGUUGGUGUCCAAAAAGACUGGAAAGAUUGGAGUGUAAAUGAACAUCGAUACAGAAAUAUGAACAUCAACAUCGACCUAUAAAAGGUUGCACUACACUUAGCUGUGAAAUAGUUCAUUGUAAUUUUAAUAGUUGUAGUUUUUACAAUACUUCCCUUGUCGCUAACUUGUUUAUAAACCCUCUAUUCCUCUAUUUUGUCUUCAAGAAAUAGUCGAACACGCGUAUGUGGACGGGCUCCCUUCACGCUUACAAAGCUUACUAGAACUUUCAGUCUUCGUUUCAUUUUCUCCAAACCUGACAAAAAGCUCUGGAUAGUUUUUUUUUGUCAUACAGGGUCUGACUGAGUUUAAAUACCGUAAAAGAAAACCUUUUCCAAGCACCCUUUUUUUCCUUCAAUUUUUUCAAGUAUUGGUAUUGGUCAUGACGGAGCCCAAAGUUGCCCAGAUGGGAUAAACAUCAUGGCCACCGGAACAAUCGCUGGAGAAGGAUCUUACAAAUGGUCCUCCUGCAGUAAAAAUGCUUUACAGCAGUAUCUUAGGUUAGUUCAUAUGAAAAGUAAUAUUUGGUGUGCAUGCAAUUCGUAAUGUCUGCUAGCUGAACGCAUCCCACAUUAGCCAUAUGGAGGGAUAAUAGGGAGAAGAAAUGAUCUCAGGCUACCACUGCCAGGGAUUAUGGGCUCCUGGUUUUGCACUCUUAGCCAAAAAUAAAGGCAAACUUAUCUGUAUAUAAACUGAAGAAGGAAAGUAACACUAAGCGAAACGGAAGUCAUCGCCCUUACUCCCUUUCAAGGUUUUCUCCGAAUUCCGGACCCGGGAAAUUUUUGGUUCUGGAAUCCGAAAUCCAGAGGAAAAUUUUGCUAGUGGAGUCCCUAAUCCUGGGCUUUGGAAUCCGAAUGUAUAUAUCGAAAGGGAAAAUCAGUCUGUAACAAAGUCAAUAAGAUGAAUUUUGAUAAAGCAUUUUGGAACUGGUGGAUAGUAAGAAAGUUAAAUUUAGUCAUAAGAAAAGACCAGUUAUAUUUUACUUUCAGUACAAUAAUGUACAUGUACUAACCUUACUAUUUUCUACUAGAAACAUAUAAUUUAAUUAUUUACUCAUUCAUUAAUUCAUUUAUAUACAACAAUGCAGCGGACCUGGUUCCGUUUGUCUGAAUGAACCACCUCGAAUAUCUCUUCCUGCUUUUACCAACAAGAACAUUGCUGGAAAGUUGCCUGGUGUGGUUUACAAUAGAGCUGUUCAGUGCGAAUUCCUUUUUGGAAAAGGAUAUCGUGGUUUUGGGGCAAGUGUUUUCUUUAGAAGUGUUUUGUAUUGUGUUUAGUCAAAACUGAAGUUUAUGAAAAAAUUUCUCUUUACCAACAUAAUAAACAAAAUAUCGUGAAUCUAGAACUGUGAGUAUUUUAUAAAUGAUGUCUUUUCUUGAAUUAGAUAUAUAUAUUCUGAUCAGUUGUACUUCUAUCCUAAUGUAUACUCCGAGUCUCCGACACGCGCUUGGACUGCAGGUAGUUUUGGAAGAACACCCGUCACUGUAUACUUUAUCAUCUUCAAGGUUAUCUGCAACGUUUUCGUCGAUAUUGUUCGAUUUUAUUUUUGUAGGGACAACGAAGAUAUUUUAACUUGGUGACAACUGUUUUGACAUUGCGCUCUCGCAGUAAACUCGAAGGGGAAAUUUCAAAAUACACACCUUCACGUUCACCAGAACGCAAGCCGGUCAGAGUCACAUUUGUAUGUAUUAUUUGUUUUUUAAUUGUUUUCAGUUAAGCUGUGUCACUUUGUAUUGCACAAAGAAUGGGUACGUUUACACAAGCAUGGUGGUCGGUCCUGUCGACGGAACGAGCUGUGGACCACGUCAUGUAAGUUAAGGAUUGUGCAGUGAAUAUUUCGGAUGGGCAGCCUUGUGGUACUCCUUUUUUGUGACACCAUUCCCUUUAUUGGCGUGAAACUUUUGUAGCUGGAGUGUGCUGGUUACUUUUAUAUUUUACCACCAAAGGAUGAAGUGGCCUCACGAAACAUAUCCAGGCUGCUCAGAAUGACCCUCAAGGGCGGGGGUACUGACCUUUUACAAUCUUAAAUUUGGAAUAGUUUUUUACUUAGGAUAGGAUGAACGUUAGAUACUCAGAAAACGGUGACUAAACUAAAGACAUUGACAACCUCUUAUUUGGGAUUAGAAAAACAGGUCUAUCUUCUGAAUGACUUGGUUCUUUUAACACUCAGUCUCUGACAUUUUUUAUACAAUAGUGGUGUAUCCAUAGUAAAUGCGUUGACAAUGGAUCUCCGAGGAUUGACGGGGGGUGGAGUGAGUGGUCUGAUUAUAGUCCUUGUAGCCGAACGUGUGAAGGAGGUCUACAGUACAGAAAGAGGACUUGUACCAACCCACCGUAUGUACUCUAAACAUUUUGCUGCCUCUUUUUUUGUUGUUGCAUGUUUUCUUUAGAAUUAAAACUAUUUUCUUUGCGCCAAAAAUGAGUCUAAAAAGUCCACGAAGUUUAGUAUUUCCCACUUUCCCAUGUAUCGCGCAAUGUUGUCUUUACCCCCCUAUAGUCAUUCUGUUCAGGGUUGGAAACCAAUUCCAGCUCUAUACUCGAACCAGCGACAUUAAGGUUACCCAAUUAAAUGACCCAUUGACUACGAUGCGGUAGAGUCUUUUGUUUCUGGUUAAUACUUUUUUUUUUCUACUUUAGUCCAAGCAACGGCGGAGAGAAAUGUUUAGGAAGAGACAUUGGACAUUAUAAAAUAUGCAAUUACCAGGUAUGUUAAAUGUGUACAGCAUUGUGCAUUGUAAUAAUCCGCGGCAGGGUGAACGAAUGCGUCUGUCAUAAGAGAAUCGCUUGACUUCCAAUAACUACCAGGCAGAUACUGAAUGGCUGCAUUAAACUAAAGUCACCACUGCNGAGAGAAAUGUUUAGGAAGAGACAUUGGACAUUAUAAAAUAUGCAAUUACCAGGUAUGUUAAAUGUGUACAGCAUUGUGCAUUGUAAUAAUCCGCGGCAGGGUGAACGAAUGCGUCUGUCAUAAGAGAAUCGCUUGACUUCCAAUAACUACCAGGCAGAUACUGAAUGGCUGCAUUAAACUAAAGUCACCACUGCCCUUGCUCGCACUGCUAUAUAAUUGAAAUAUCUUUUAUUGAAUAUAAGAGUGUAUUUUUUAACGGCAGAUUGUUUUAUAACUUUCAUAAAUGCAAACUACCUUUUCUUAGUGGCCUUCUAUUCCUAUUUGGAAUCUCUCUCUUCUUUAUUUGUACUCUAAAGUUCACUUGUAAACUCCGUGAAUUUUGUUUGCAGAUCAAAUGCCCUUUGCCCUCUUACCGGGACUUGCAAUGUAAGAACAUAGACCCUGGAAAGAUUUCCUACGCUUAUGGAGGUAUCAGUUAAGUUGAAGAUGUACUUAAAAGAGAAACAAUAAAACCCCAGAACAACAACAACAACAUUUUAAACAUGCAGUACCCCUGUUAAAUUACUUGAAUAAAAUAUUUUAGUCCUGGCAUGCUGAAAGGAAUGAAAAGUAUCAUGGUUCGACGAUGCGACUUUUAUUGAAAAAUCUGAAUUUGUAGUAAAACCCUUCAAGAUAGUGUUCAUCCAUGUCAAAUGCUCAACCUCCACGCUCUUUAACGCACAAUCUGAUAAUAUUCAUAUCACAUUAGCCAACCGAGGCCUUUAUCUUUCCAAACAGCUAUAUUGCGAUGGGCAAAAACCUACGAAAGCCUGCAACUACCAUUUACUGAAAUGAAAGUCUUAUAUCUUUGUAUUGUUAUAGAUAAAUGUCAUCUUGCCUGCAUACAGCAUAGUACCAUAACUUAUCCACACGGGCGAGUUGCUGAUGGAACUCGAUGUACCGCUGACCCUGGUGACUUUGAUGUCUGCAUCGAAGGAAAAUGUCGGGUACAAUUAAACAUCUUUAAAUGUAAAAAUAGACUUUUGCUACCUGUGACAAAGAUGAAGGAGGUAUAAACAGAGGAAAUGAUUUCGCAGCUUGGAACGUUUUUUGAGCAUGUUGGAUUUUCAGAACGAAGCAAGCGCUUCCUCUCUUCCAAAAAUGAAUGAAAAGACCUUCAACCGUUUUAAGCUAGCUUCUACAAAAGUUUAUCUGGUUGAGUGGGACCCUAUACUAAAAAUGUGUUGGAUGAAAAUCAAACUAACUAAAAAUUUAGCAUCAGUUCCGUUGUCACAGUAGUCACGGUGUGUGUAUCUUUUUUUUUUUUCACCGAUAAGGCCGUAGGCUGCGAUCACGGAUUUGAGUCAGGAACGAGAAAGGAUCGCUGUGCGGUAUGCGGGGGAAAUGGGGAAACUUGUAAAUUUGAAAAAUCAUCUUACACCAAAGACCACAGAAGCUACGGUAAGUUCACCGCAUAACAAGUAAUUAAAAAAUACAGUGGUACAUGUACACUUUAAAGCAAACUAAAAAUUAACCGUGAGCGUGGAGCACAAUUGAUAUUUGAUAUGGACCAAAUUUUGUAUUGUCAUUCUUCUCAUACAGGUUUUGGAAAUGCAGAUACUGUAGUGAUUCUUCCUGUUGGAACAGUGAAUGCAACGAUCAAGAAGAGAGGAGUUAACUUAAAUUUCUUGGGUAGGUAGUUCGAAACUUACGUUGGACAUUUUUGGCUCGUCUUUUUCAAAUAACCGUGGUAUUCUUCCAUCAUAUACGGCGAGAUUUUUUCUCUUAAUAGGCAUUAAGGAUCAUUUGACAGGUCAAUACAUCAUUCAUCUUCCUACCUAUAGUCGCACGGUCUAUUACAAUGGAACGAAGAUUGCUUACAUUCGUAAUGGAUAUGAAUAUGCAGAUUCCCUUGAAAUUGACGGGCCGACAAAUAUCCCCCUGAGAGUAGUGGUAAGUUCAAAAAAUGUCACUUCAUACUGAAACAUACGACGGUAUACAAGAACGAAUAACAUGCGGAAUUAAAGAGUAUCAACUAAUCUAGAGAUACCAAAGAGGGGAGAAUUUCUGCCAAAUUUUGUGAUAUUUUCCAAUAGGCCAGUUUCAAUGAUUAAAAUUCAUUCACGUACAAUUUUUUAAAGAGCCUUUUUUAGGCUCACUUAAGUCUCGUGUUUAACUGAAGAUUUAUUGAUUGACUGAUUGAUUGAUAUAUGGAUUGAUUGAUUGAUUGAUUAAUUGUUGAUUGAUUGAUUGACUGAUUGAUUGAUUGAUUGAUUGAUUGAUUAAUUGAUACUUAACUCAGAGGCUGAGGUAAAUAAAGCAAACGAAAUUGCAUUGAGAUCAAGAGGUUAAUAAUUCAUUUCUUUUGCCUUAUUACUCUCAGACUCGGAGCCAAGUUUGAAUUUUGAUAAUUCGAAAACGGCACAGUGUGCUGCCUGUUUUUUAUUUCAUCUAUGCAUCAAUGGUGAAAAGAUGUUCUGUUUUCUUGUGUCUUUUAGUUUGCUUAUAUACGAGGAAAACCUCAAGGAGUGGACUAUCAGUUCUACAGGCCAUUACUGUCAAAUGAAUCUGCUGCCCCUGUUUCGUUUAAAUGGAUCACUGGAGCCUGGACUGCCUGCUCUGGGAAAUGUGGCCAAGGUGAUGUAAAAAUCCAGUUAUAUUGUCUAUUUAAGUGAUUAAGAUCUUUCAAACCAAGCACUACAAUUUUGUUCAUUAAAAAAUGAUAAUGGGCUUAAGAAAUAAUAAGUUGUUGAUCAUGAAUAAGAAAAUCAAGUCUAGGAUCCAGGAAAAAACGCGCAACAAAUAAAACAUGGACCGGCUAUCUUCGUUUUAUCGGCCAGCGGCUAAGCCUUCCACGCAGGCGAUUUUUUCGGAGGGGAGGGAGGAAAUACGACUCUUCUAAAUACGCCUAUGUUAGGGGCUAGCCCUUUGAGGGCCACAUUGACAUGCUAAAGAGGGUGUACUAUCAGAAAAGGUAUGAAAUCUUCGCACACACACACACCAUAAUUCCAAUAGGGUGGGGAGAGGAGCAUAGACUUAAAGUGUAACUUUGCUUAAUUGCUUAGAGAAAGGUGAUGGGACGUAGGAGCAUCUAGCGGUCAGUAUACUUAGGUUCAUUGAGGUAGAUAUGUAUAUGAUCAAGUUAAAUUGUUUUUAUCAUAUUUAACUUAGGAAUCUCUACAAGAGAAGUGCACUGUGUCCGUUCUGAUGACGAGACUCCUGCUUUAGUUGACUCUUGUUCAAAACAGACUAAACCUGAAUCGCAAAAAAAUUGCAAGCUUUCGACCACCUGCGCUCCUGAGUAAGUUUUCGCUCAAUUUACUUUCUUAAACGGUUUAUAAAGGAAACGGUCUAUGUAAAGGCCUUUCAUUGUCCUUUGGGCUAUAUGUGGUCCUCGCAACGUUAAUUUACUUGGCUAUAAGCAAGUGUUUUUAAUGAUGCAUUUAAAGUUUCUUUAUCUAAUAUGGCUACAUAUAUUUUAUUGUCAAUGAUAAUACAAAAACGAGGAACGGGUAACAGGGAAGAAGGAACAGGGAACGGGAAACGGGGAACUUAAUCCCUAGCGCUAUCGGUAACUCCCCAUAUACCUAUUCUCUGUUUCUUUCCACGUCAUUUUUUCCCGUCCCCCUCUCCUCAUUGUAGUAACCGUCCUAUACUCGCAAAUUAAAAAUUUUCUACUGAGUGAAGAACAAACCAUAUCUUAGUAGGCUUAGUUAUUGGCAAUAUGUCGUACAAUUUCUCUUCAAUUUUAGGUGGCACCUAACUCCAUGGAACGAGUGUUCCAAAACGUGUGGAAAAGGCGACCAUUUUCGUGUUCUUUAUUGUCGAAAGCAAAUCAAUGAAUCUUACUUCCAAAAAGUGGAUGACAAAGCUUGUUAUUCCAGCACUAAGCCAAACGUAACAUUGUUUCAACAAUGUAAUGAAGUGAUGUGCCCACCUGAAUGGAGAUCUCUUCCUUGGUCCGAGGUAACAUUUUAAACCACAUAACCAUUUGCUAAUAAUGGUCUUUUAAAGCCUUAUUUCAAGUGUAUAUGACAGGAUAUUUUUUUUUGUCGUUUUAAAUUUUUAAAGAUGUCUAAAAUGUAUCCAAAAUCAAAACUUGUCAAAACUUAUGCAUAACCUUUUUUUCGUCUUCAAACACGCAAAUUUCCCUUCAAAAGUCUCCGCCCUAUCGCGCGCUAACUUGCCAAGUAUGACGUAGAGUGAUUUGCAAGAGUGUAGAAUAAUAAACAAGAUGACGGCUACUAAAAAGGAUUGUCUUUGUCGACAAUUUCCCAAUCAUCCGCAAAAUCUUUAUUUGCUUCGCCAUACCUUUCGUUUAUACAGCCAGCAAUGACUAGAAUCGGAGGUGGAGGCUGAGCAAAUCAACUGACGUUACAUAGCGUCAUCAGCGUUUCUUUGAUCCUUUACUUGUUUCCUUGAAGUCUCUGGGAUGUUUCUCAAGGAGAAAAAGACUUUUUUUGGAGACAAGUUUUCAAAGUUUAAAAUUGUUGAUUAAACUUAUCUAAAGACAAACAUAUACUAUUUGCCUUCACAAUGCCAGAAAAUGUCCUUCCUCGGGACCCCUGUUUCAUGAUUUCACCAUGACAUUUCUAUCAUUGGUUAUACUGGUUCCCCGUCCUUUGUAAAAGUGGGGUGUGGUGCUUCCAAGUUUUCAUAUUAAUAUUGAUCGAUAUGUCUUGUAUAAGCAAAAGGAAAUGAAGCAUGUUUAUGUCCAAUGGUGGUAGUUUUUGUAUGGUUUACAUCUUUUAAAAUAUCAAAGUUUACUUCUCAGCUAGGUCAAUUUGGCAGUCUGUCUUAUAACACAUCAAUGACAAUCACCAAGAAUCACAGAAUUUCCCAUUUUCUAUCAUACCUGAUUUUAUUUCGCUUUUAGUGUUCAGCGACGUGCGGCGGUGGUAUAAUGACGCGAAAGUUAGAAUGCAUCAGAAAGAACGAAGUCGGGCAAGUUAUAAGAGCUGGGCACUCAUUUUGUCGAUAUGCUGCCAAACCUCUUACAGAAACCGUCUGCAACGAAGACAAGCACUGUGAUCGUAAGUGGAGCCCAAAUACACACUAUUUCCUCUUUUACGGCGGCUAUUUUAAUCGUCGGUACGGAGCAUAUUUAUUCGAGCAAGGGGAGUCCAAGACAGUCUUGGAUUCUGGAUUGCAUGCCGUAGAUCCCGGAUUCCAGGUACUGGUUUCGGGAUUCUCUGUCAGUGGAUCUUGGAUUCCGGAUUUCAAUAAUUCCUGAUUUUUUGAACUGUAUUGCGGAUUCCCCCACAUGAGGCGUUAUGGGAGGGCAUAGAAAAGAAACUUUUGUCAAGUGCCAAAGAACGCAAGCCAUCGCGUACGCAAACGAAAGGAAAAAUUGUCCUAAUGCUUGCGAUCAUAGUAAGGUCUACUUUACUUUUCUCACAGUUUUCUCAAAGAAUUCUUUCAGCGUUUUACUCUACCAUAUAGUAAAGUUAGAUUUUUCUUGAUCUUAUUAAUUUUGAUUUUCUUCUGUUUUUAUAUUGCAACUGAACGAUUCUUUGUUAUAAUUAUAGUUUUGUGUUUGAAACUAAUGUCGCCUAAUUUAGUCUCCGUCCCAUAAACAACACAGACAAACCAAGGUCUGACUGAUCUUUUCUUACUCAGCUCCACCUGAAGUUCAAGUGGCAUGUUUUAUCGGUGCUGAUAAUAUCAAAGAAGUACUUGGAGAUUUUACUAAACAGAUCAACUGGGACGACACAAAUGAAGUGGUAAAAAAAUGUGCUAAGCUGGCUCACAAUAAAGGUUACAAGCUUUUUGCCCUGGGCAGCAAUGGCCUGUGUUUAUCAGAGGCCAACAUGAAACAGAAAUACCAUGUAAGUGGUUCUGAAGGAGCGAAGUGCAAAGACGGGAUUGGAAUGUGGAACAGCAUGUUCGUCUAUUCCUUAGGUAAAGUGGCCUUGGCCGGCUCCCAUGCAGUGUUCCUUACUAAGGCUUAAAUGUCACGCGUCCCCUCCCAGGGCUUCCUUCGUGGGGAAACAACGCGUGACUAAGCCCUAACAACGUAUACGCAUGCGUGGGAGACUAUAUGUGAAUACUACUUUUUUAUAUUUUAAACAAAGAUCAUUGAAUAUUCGAACCUACUCGUUAUUAACAUCUGUCUAUUACAGACAGCCUCGUGUGUCGUGGAAACCAAACCUGACACGUUAAUCCGACUAACUGCUCUGCAAAGCGGACAACUGGUCUCCUAAGCUAAGGAGAAUUGAUUCGAUUCAAGAUUCUGAAAAUUUUUAAGCGAGUCGCGUUCAUUAUAUGAAACAGUUCAAAUUCCUAAUAUAAUAAGAGCGAACGUAUAUCGCAGAACCUCGCGUGGCUGGAAGGCUGACCCAUCAAUUGCUUGGGGUAUUAGACGGAGAAAUAGAGUGUGUAGUGACUUAGGGGGUGGGUUUCAGCCUUUAGUUCUGAAAUUGAAAGUUAUUAACAAUUAUUCCUCGAGCCCAAAUGGGCUCUGAGUCAAUAGCCCAUGCGGCCCGAGGCCGAAUGGGCUAUUGACUCAGAGGCCAUGAGGGCAAGAGGAAUAAUUGUUUUAGUAAAAUCCAGCUAGUUGGUCAAAAAUAUCGAGACAAAACAAUUUUAGCUAGCAAAACGCGAUUCAGCCGCCAUUGUUUUGGUUUUCAAAGCCGGCGCUUUUCGCUACUAGUGGGCUAUAACAUAUAGCCUAGUAGUAGCUCAACCAAUCAGAACGCAGCAUUGAUAAUAGACCACUAGUUGGAUUUUACUAAAGAUGUAUAUUCAAUAAACUGUUGGUUGGACCGAACUAGUACUCAGUGCCCUAUCUUUUAAAAAUGAAGGAAUGAUAAUUGAAACUGGCGAGUAUUCGCUUUUCAAGGUAAUAUAUGCUUGUUGCAAAGGAGUUUGUUAAUAUAUAAAUUUACCAAAAAUAAAUGCAUAUUAAUUAUAUUUUGUAGAGCCCCUGCCUGAUAUCCAACCAGUUGGUUGUUUUCACGACAGUAUCGAUCGAGCCUUGCCCGAUAACUAUGCUAAUUUUCGAGCUCAGAUCAUCUGGACGAAUAUGAAGCUGACAGUGUAUCAGUGUGCACGAGUGGCCCACGACAAAGGCUAUAAAUACUUCGGUGUUCAGUUCUACGGAGUUUGCUACGGUGGAAAGGAUGGUGAAAAAAGUUUUGCAAAAUACGGCAAGAGUACGAAUUGUUGGGAGUUUGACAAACAGAACGGAUUUAGUGUUGGCAAGGACUGGCUCAACUUUGUCUAUCGACGACGGAUUGAGUAG
This is a messenger RNA of Porites evermanni, 13910 nucleotides long. Lineage: Eukaryota; Metazoa; Cnidaria; Anthozoa; Scleractinia; Poritidae. The record is from the annotation of a GenBank genome assembly.